AUGGUGGCCACGGAAGUACACAGUCUGAGAGUGGACGGGUUCAUUGCUAUGCUUUUUUCGGGCAGACCUGAGGUAGAGGCUUCUGUUGCGGUUAUCACAGUGUACUCUCGUAUCAAGGAAGAUCAUGAGAAGCAUUUGAGGAUGGUGCUUGGUUUGUUAAAAGAGAAGAAGUUGUAUGCUAAAUUUUUAAAGUGUGAGUUUUGGCUUAGCUCGGUGGCAUUCUUAGGGCAUGCAGUGUCGAAGGAUGGCAUCAUGGUGGAUCCCAAAAAGAUUGAGGCAGUCAGAGGUUGGGCUAGGUCUACUUCAGUGACUGAGAUUCAAAGUUUUAUAGGCUUAGCGAGUUACUUUAGUCAUUUUGUGAAAGGGUUCUCAUAUAUUGCUUCCCAUGUGACUCGGUUGACUCAAAACAAUAUAGCUUUUCAGUAG
Molecule: messenger RNA, 426 nt
Organism: Lycium ferocissimum
Lineage: Eukaryota; Viridiplantae; Streptophyta; Magnoliopsida; Solanales; Solanaceae
Exons: 2
Coding region: 1-426 (141 amino acids)
Source: RefSeq, a predicted model, not a curated record